Molecule: messenger RNA, 3796 nt
Organism: Protopterus annectens (West African lungfish)
Lineage: Eukaryota; Metazoa; Chordata; Ceratodontiformes; Protopteridae
Gene: NEMF
Product: nuclear export mediator factor
Exons: 33
Coding region: 83-3301 (1072 amino acids)
Biological process (GO): ribosome-associated ubiquitin-dependent protein catabolic process; rescue of stalled cytosolic ribosome
Cellular component (GO): RQC complex
Molecular function (GO): tRNA binding; ribosomal large subunit binding
Source: RefSeq, a predicted model, not a curated record
UUGCGUUUUGUAGUUCCAUGGAUGGCAAACUCGGAAGAGAAAGGCUGUUUCUGUUAACUUGUAACCCUAUGAAGUAAGGAAGAUGAAGUCUAGAUUCAACAGUGUUGAUAUCAAAGCAAUCAUUUCUGAGCUCAACGACAGCUUGCUGGGAAUGAGAAUAAACAAUGUUUACGAUGUGGAUAAUAAAACAUACCUGAUUCGUUUUCAAAAGCCCGACGCUAAAGCAGUACUUUUACUUGAGUCUGGGAUCAGAAUUCAUACAACGGAGUUUGAAUGGCCCAAGAAUAUGAUGCCAUCUGGCUUUGCAAUGAAGUGCCGUAAGCACUUGAAGACUCGGAGACUUGUGAGUGUGAGACAGCUUGGUGUCGAUAGAAUUGUGGACUUUCAGUUUGGCUCUGACGAAGCUGCUUACCACAUUAUUAUUGAGCUUUAUGACAGGGGUAACAUUGUGCUCACAGAUCAUGAGUACACCAUUUUGAAUAUCUUGAGGUUUCGCACAGGUGAAAAGGAUGAUGUGAAAUUUGCUGUCCGAGAACGAUAUCCUGUAGAAAAUGUCAAAAGCCCUGAGCCACUCUGCUCUUGUGAAAGGCUUACUGAAAUUUUGUCAAGUGCACAGAAAGGAGAGCAGCUAAAGAGGGUUUUAAAUCCACAUCUUCCUUAUGGAGCCACAUUGAUUGAACACUGUCUAAUAGAAGUUGGAUUCUCUGGCAAUAUCAAAGUAGAUCAGAUUGAUAUUUCUAAAGAUGUAGACAAACUUCAUCUAGCUCUACAGAAGGCAGAGGAGACUAUGCAGAAUGCUGACACAUUUAAGGGAAAGGGUUACAUAAUUCAGAAAAGAGAAAAGAAACCAAGCUUGGAGCCAGGAGCACCUUCAGAAGAUUUAUUAACAUAUGAAGAAUUCCACCCAUUCCAUUUUGCCCAGCAUUUCAGUUGUCCUUAUAAAGAAUUUGAAUCUUUUAAUAAGGCGGUUGAUGAAUUUUAUUCUAAACUGGAAAGCCAGAAGAUAGAUGUGAAAGCAUUGCAACAGGAGAAACAAGCUCUGAAGAAAUUAGAAAAUGUCCGUAAAGAUCAUGAACAAAGACUGGAGGGUCUGACACAGGCUCAGGAAGUUGAUAAAGUGAAAGGAGAAUUGAUUGAGAUGAACCUUCAGAUUGUUGAUCGAGCCAUUCAGGUGGUCCGUAGUGCCUUAGCCAAUCAGAUUGAUUGGUCAGAAAUUGGAAUAAUUGUAAAGGAAGCUCAAGCUCAAGGAGACCCAGUUGCCUCUGCCAUUAAAGAACUAAAGCUUGCAACAAACCACAUCACCAUGUUACUUAAAAAUCCCUAUAUAAUAUCUGAUGAGGAGAAUGAGGAAAACAUCAAUGAAGAAGAUAAUAAAAAGGAAGAGCAAAAAGGCAAGAAGAAGAACAAAAAUAAAGUUCAGCAACACAAACUGCAGAAAAGUAAACCUGUCUUAGUUGACGUCGAUCUCAGCUUGUCUGCAUAUUCAAAUGCCAGAAAGUACUAUGACCACAAAAGACAUGCAGCCAAGAAACAACAGAAGACAGUGGAAUCUGCAGAAAAGGCAUUUAAGUCAGCAGAAAAGAAAACAAAGCAAACACUGAAAGAGGUCCAGACCAUCACCAAUAUACAGAAAGCAAGAAAAGUGUAUUGGUUUGAAAAGUUUUUGUGGUUUAUCACAUCAGAAAACUACCUUGUGAUAGCUGGAAGAGAUCAGCAGCAGAAUGAGAUGAUCGUUAAACGAUACCUCAGAGCAGGGGAUAUAUAUGUCCAUGCAGAUCUUCACGGUGCUACAAGCUGCGUAAUCAAGAACCCUUCAGGUGAGCCACUGCCACCUCGCAGUCUGACAGAGGCUGGCACAAUGGCACUGUGUUACAGUGCUGCAUGGGAUGCCCGCAUUGUUACUAGUGCUUGGUGGGUCUACCAUCAUCAGGUAUCUAAAACGGCACCAACCGGUGAAUACUUGACAACAGGAAGCUUUAUGAUUAGAGGAAAGAAGAACUUUCUUCCACCGUCUUAUCUUAUGAUGGGAUUUGGCUUUUUGUUUAAGGUUGAUGAAUCAUGUGUGUGGAGACAUAACGGAGAACGGAAAGUAAAAAUUCAAGAUGAAGAUCUCGAGACACUAACUAGUAACACCUCUGAACUUGGAUUAGAGGAAACUGAAUUGUUAGGUUCAGAGGAAGGCAGCAGUAGUGAUGAAGACCGAGAGGAAAAAGAGAGUUUUCAAGAACCCGAAAUGGAAGAAUCUGAGCUCAAUAGUAGCCCAAGCGAAGAACUUACAGAAGUGGAAAUGAAGCAUUCUGAUCAUCUGGGAACAGAAAAGCAGGUCACACUUGAGGAUAUAGUGGAGGAAGAGAGUGAAUCAAGUGAAAGUCCAGAAUUUCUAAUCUCAAAGACUGAAGCUCGUGAAGGUAAUGAGGAUGAAGAAUUCAGUUUUCCAGACACUGCAAUUGAUCUUUCUCAUCUCCAUUUGCAAAGGUCUUUGCAAGUGGAAAAUUCAGUCAAGAAAGAAGUUUCAAACCAGACAGUUGAGAAAUCACAAGGUCGGAGACAUUUAUCAGCAAAGGAAAGAAGGGAAAUGAAGAAAAAGAAUUUGCAAGUUGCUGAUGAUGAUGAUUUAGAGCCAACAGCACAGACCGAAAAUGACAGCCAAAGUCCUGCACAUGCUUCUACUCAGCAGCCUGUCAAAAGAGGCCAGAAGAGCAAGCUGAAGAAAAUCAAAGAGAAAUACAAGGAUCAAGAUGAGGAAGAUCGUGAACUUAUGAUGCAACUUCUUGGGUCUGCUGCAUCAAAUAAAGAAGAUAAAGCAAAAAAAGGAAAAAAGGGCAAAAUGAAAGAACCAGUAAAGAAACAACAAGGGAAGACCAAGAGUACACAGAAGGCUUCACUGGAUAAAGGAACAGAGCAUAUCUAUGAGGAAGCUUCAGACAUUGUCACUGAAGAACAAGAAGAGAAGGACCAUGAAGAACAAGAUCUUGAACAAAAAGGCCCUGAGGAAGGAGAAAACCUGUUAGAUUCUUUAACAGGGCAGCCUCAUUCUGAAGACAUCCUUCUUUUUGCUGUUCCAGUUUGUGCCCCAUAUACAGCUAUGACAAACUACAAAUUCAAAGUCAAAUUAACUCCAGGAACACAAAAGAAAGGGAAAGCGGCUAAAACUGCUUUGAACUGUUUCAUGCAUUUCAAAGAAACAUCAUCAAGAGAAAAAGACUUAUUUCGGAGUGUGAAGGAUACUGAUCUGUCAAGAAAUAUGCCUGGCAAGGUUAAGGUAUCGGCACCUAAUCUUCUAGCAACAAAGAAGAAGUAAUACUGUGCAAAAUUUGCAGCACCUAAAAUCUUCUAGCAGCAAAGAAGUAAUACUGUGCAAAAUUUGCAUUUCAUAACUAUGUAUUCUGCAGCUAACUGCCAUCAUGGAAGGAGAUUCUUUACCCAAGUUCCCUAAGGUGGAAUUGAAUAAACAACAUUAAAUGAAAGUGCAAUUAAAAAUACUGUAGAUGGAAUGGGAAUAAGUUAUAAGAUGGCAAUUAAGUAGGUAAAAUCAAAUCUGAAUAUAAGCAGUUUAUUUUGCAUUUCUAAAGUUUGUAAGCUACAUGAUCAUAAACAUAUGCUAAUGUACAGUAUGAAUUCUGAUAUUGUUUAUUUCUGGUCCUGUAUAUUCACAGCUGUUUAUACAUUGUAUGAAAGCAUGUAAUUAGUUGUAAAAUAAUAAUUGGAUUGGAAUGUGAAAAACCUCUGGUUAAUGUUCUAAAUUUAAUGCUAAUCACUGCUGAUGGUUUUCUAAGUAAAUCGGUAACAAAAAGGA